CAGUUCCAAUAUUCCGCGUCCUGGACUGACUUGUGCUCCGAGCUCUUCUUUCUCCUUUGCCUUCUCGGCCUCUCCCAGCUCAUCCCGUUCCCAGCACACUGCCCGCGCCCUGCCUCCUCUUCUCUCGAUUCCCCCCUCUAACCUUCUUUGCAUCCUAGCCUUUUCCUGCUACUCCUCUCCUUCUCCACAUUCUUUGAGCGCAUUCCCCCCUUUUGAAAUUCCGGCUCUCGAGACACAGAUCCGUGAGGGGUGGUGGAUUCUUUACUUGCUCGUUCCAAAAAUCCCACUCUGCGCCGCUGCUCCACUCACCUUGUACUAGUAGCGGAGACACUUUACCCGAUUCGUUUCUUCAGGCGGCAUGGAACGCCGUGUGCUUCUACCGUGCCCAAGAUUUCAGCAGCUUUAGGUGCUGCUAUAUAGCUGCCUGGACUCCGUUGGGGGCGGAAUGGAGGUCUGGAGCAUCAGAGCGGCGCAGCUCUUGCUCUUCUUCUUCCUCUUGUCUGAGAGGCAUGAGUCUUGUGCCGCCCUCGGUGAAGAAGGGCGAGCCAUGAGUUUCAGAGAAGAGCGCCCAAGUGGAUGGUUAUGGAAUUUGGGACAAAAGAAGGUUUUCAGCGCAGCGGCGACGCGCUUAGUCAAGGGAAACAAACUGUCAAUUGAAAUUCCUAACGAGUUGCAAGAGCGUAUCAUGAUUUCAGAGGUUCUAACUGAUGGAAGGCAACAACUGUGCAGAAAAUGUUUAACAAAAACCAUACGGAGUACCACCCUGAGGCAACUCCUACAGGCAAGGGGGCUGCAAGAAUCAGCACCUUCCUCUAAGGCUACUGAUCAGCAUCCCAUGUCUUCGCCGCCAUCGCAUUCGCAAGCUGAAACCAACGACUCUUCUUCUGUGCUUCACUGGGUUAUCUACGCAUUGUGCGUCAGUGGAGCGCUUGGCCUUGUGGUUAUAGCCUCUGUUGUGUAUCUACUUGUCUCCCGUAGAAAGAAGGAUAACACCGUCAAUCCAUGGGCUACCGGGCUGAGUGGACAGCUAAGGAAAGCCUUCGUGACAGGUGUUCCUUCUUUAGGAAGGGCCGAACUUGAGGCGGCGUGUGAGAAUUUCAGCAAUGUGAUCGGUACUGUAUCUGACAGUGCAUUGUACAAGGGAACCCUGUCGAGUGGGGUUGAAAUAGCUGUUGCCUCCAGUCCAGUUAAGUCUGCCAAAGAAUGGUCGGAUCGGUCUGAGGAGCAAUUUAGGAACAAGAUCUCUGAGUUAUCCAAAGUGAACCAUAAGAACUUCAUGAACCUACUUGGUUACUGCACAUGCGACGAUCCGUUCACCAGGAUGAUGGUGUUUGAGUACGCUCCAUGUGGUUCGCUCUUCGAGCAUUUGCACGUCAGGGAAGCAGAGCACCUGGACUGGCCUACCCGGCUGCGCAUCAUCAUGGGAGUGACAUACUGCCUGGAGCACAUGAACCAGCUAGACCCUCCUGUCACCCCAAGAACCCUAAACUCCUCAUCAAUCUACCUCACCGAGGACUACGCGGCCAAGUUCUCGGACACCGAGUUCUGGAAGGACGACGAAGCUGACGCGGCGCCGACGCGAUCCGCAGGCCAGGACAGCAUCGUCUACAAGUUCGGGAUACUGCUGCUCGAGGUGAUCUCCGGCCGGCUGCCCUUCUCCGAGGACCACGGCCUGCUUGUCCUCUGGGCCUCCAGCUAUCUGGACGGCAAGCGGCCGAUCGGCUCGAUGGCCGACCCGGUGCUCAGGGCGUCGUCGCCUGUGCCCGAAGAGGACCUGGCGGCGCUGUGUGAUGUCGUGAGGCUGUGCAUAAACCGCGAGGCGGCCAAGAGGCCGUCCAUGGCCGAGGUCGCGGGGCUGAUGAAAGGCGCCGUCAGACUGUCGCCGGAGCAGACGACCCCGAGGAAUAACCCUCUGUGGUGGGCCGAGCUCGAGAUCAUGUCCACUGCAUCCACCUGAAAUGACAUGUAAAGGGAAGGAUAAUUAUACUAGAUUUUGCAUUUUAGUUUCUUCUUCCAUUACUUUUUUUUGUAUGAUAUAUGGUACAUCCUUUUGGCCUCAGUUUGUUUUUGUCCUUGGAUCACUGUGAGCCUGCAUAUUUCUAAAAGUUGAAAGGAAUAGUAAUUAUCAUUUGACGAAA
Aegilops tauschii subsp. strangulata is the source of this 2138-nucleotide messenger RNA. Its product is annotated as protein MALE DISCOVERER 2. Gene Ontology annotation, molecular function: protein kinase activity; ATP binding. NCBI's taxonomy places the organism in Eukaryota, Viridiplantae, Streptophyta, Magnoliopsida, Poales, Poaceae. The record is from RefSeq and is a predicted model, not a curated record. Gene Ontology annotation, biological process: protein phosphorylation.